Molecule: messenger RNA, 404 nt
Organism: Solanum verrucosum
Lineage: Eukaryota; Viridiplantae; Streptophyta; Magnoliopsida; Solanales; Solanaceae
Exons: 3
Coding region: 8-292 (94 amino acids)
Source: RefSeq, a predicted model, not a curated record
GAAGAAGAUGGAUGACGAAACUCAGAUUUCAGCCAUGAAAGAUGAUUACGAGGUCAAAGAAAAGAAGCAAGCUGCUGCAGAUGUCCUGUUUCAAUACUCAAACUUUGUUAUGGCCUGCAUUGGUAAUCAAGUUCGGCCUUGUGAUCUGAGACUACAUUUGAUGAAAGAGGUCUCAGGAUUACCAACUUCAUUGAAGCAGGAGCGACGUGCAGCAUCCUCUCCCGUUGCAAUGGGAGAGAUUUCGAGCUCAGGCACUUCGAGACUUGAAACAGACAACUUUAAAGGUAUCUAGACGCGGAAACUGCAACACUAUCGUUGUUUUUAUUAGUUCAGUUUCUUUUAAAAUACGAGUUUCAACAAUCAUUUGAUCUAAUGGAGGUGUAAAUUGUACGAUUCAUGUCAUG